UCGACACCCGAGGGCUUUUAGGUAAUUUUAAAUCAGUAUAAAUAUAGCUUGAUAUUACAGUAGCAAGAGUCCCACUUCUCCCAUGUAAAAUACCUUCCAAAAAUAGAUACAGAGCUCCAAUAUAUAUAUCCAUGGCGCAAGUCCUGACAGAAGAACGCACCAACACCUUCCACAGCUUCUUCGAAUCCUGGCUCGUCGAGCAGGACCACUACCUGGAGGAGCUCGUCUCCGCCUCCAAGCGCCGCCGCGUCCACCACCCCUCCGCCGCCGACGACGACGACACCGUCCUCCGGCAGAAGAUCGCCAGAGUCAUCGACCACUACGAGCAGUACUACCGGGCCAAGUCCACCUGCGCGAAGACCGACGCGCUUCCCAUGUUCAACCCGCCGUGGCGGAGCAGCCUCGAGGACGCCUUCCUCUGGAUCGGCGGCUGGCGCCCCACCAUGGCCUUCCACCUCCUCUACUCCAAGUCCGGCCUACAGCUCCAGGACAAGCUCGCCGACCUCCUCCAGGGCCUCGCCGCCGGCGACUUAGCCGAUCUCUCGCCGGCCCAGGUGAACCAGAUCAACGACUUGCAGAGGGCCACCGUGAGGGAGGAGAAGGAGAUCUCCGAGAAGCUUGCCAAGCAGCAGGAGAAGGUGGCGGAUACCUCCAUGGUGGAGCUCUCGAACGCGGUCACGGAGGCGAUGAGGAAUCCCGCCGCGGCGGCGGCGGUGGAUGACGGCGGCGACGGACGAGUUGCGGCGGCGCUGGCGCCGAAGGAGGUGGGGCUGGCGGAGGUGCUGCAGAAGGGCCGAUGA
This is a messenger RNA of Erythranthe guttata (spotted monkey flower), 800 nucleotides long. The record is from RefSeq and is a predicted model, not a curated record. Lineage: Eukaryota; Viridiplantae; Streptophyta; Magnoliopsida; Lamiales; Phrymaceae.